Molecule: messenger RNA, 1095 nt
Organism: Verticillium nonalfalfae
Lineage: Eukaryota; Fungi; Ascomycota; Sordariomycetes; Glomerellales; Plectosphaerellaceae
Exons: 2
Coding region: 1-1095 (364 amino acids)
Biological process (GO): proteasome-mediated ubiquitin-dependent protein catabolic process
Cellular component (GO): cytoplasm; GID complex; nucleus
Molecular function (GO): ubiquitin protein ligase activity; protein binding
Source: RefSeq, a predicted model, not a curated record
AUGGCCGAAUCCAAUCCUAUGACGGCUCUGCAGGCCGAUCUGGCUCGAUUCAGGAAGGCGUCGCUGUAUUCAGCUGUUGAAGACGCGGACAGAUUACUCGAAAUGCUCGUGCAAGCUAGGGAACAGAACUUCCCACUCCGUCAGCUACCUACCGAGCACGAUGCGAUGGCGACACAUCCGGAACUUAUCAAUAGAGCUAUCGCAAUGCAUAUGCUCCGUGAAGGCCAGUUCAGCGUCGCUUCGACCUUCCUCCGCGAGACGCACGAGCACCCGCUACCGCGGUCAACCACGUCCACCACGAACGCAGCUCCCGACAUCCAAUCCUUACAGUCUCAAGAACUGCAGGAGAAGUUCGCCAACAUGUACAGCAUCCUCAAUGAGCUCAAGAGGCGGAAUCUCGUUCCAGCCAUAAAUUGGGCACACCAGAACAGCGCCGAGCUCGAAGCGCGCGGGUCCAAUCUUGAAUUCGAGCUCACGAAGCUUCAGUUUCUUUGGCUGUUCAAAGGCCCAGAAGUAAACGGUCUCCCAGAUGACGACAGGAACGGUCGCAACGGUGCAUUGGCACAUGCCCAAGCCCACUUUGCCCGCUUCCAAGCCCGUCACCGUCCCGAUAUCCAGCGUUUGACAUGCUCCCUACUCUACGCACCCAACCUCGCCACGUCACCUUACGCAUCCUUAUUCGCCCCCGCAAACACAAUAUUUGACGAUGUGGCCACUUCUUUCACACGCGAGUUCUGCUCUCUUCUGGGACUCUCAGCCGAGUCACCCCUCUACCUGGCAGCGACAGCCGGCUCCAUCGCCCUACCUCAGUUGCUCAAGUACACAAACUACGUCAUGGCCAGCCGCACCGAGUGGACGACCGAGAAUGAGCUCGCUUUCGAGACGCCUCUCCCCCGGUCCAUGGUCUACCACCCCAUCUUCGUCUGUCCCGUCUCCAAAGAACAGAGCACGGAACAGAACCCGCCUAUGCUUCUCCCCUGCGGCCACGUGAUCUGUAAGGAGAGCCUCCACCGCCUGGCCAAGGGCUCCCGCUUCAAGUGCCCCUACUGCCCCUCCGAGGGCCACAUCCGCGACGCCCGUGAGAUCUCGCUUUAG